Molecule: messenger RNA, 543 nt
Organism: Malania oleifera
Lineage: Eukaryota; Viridiplantae; Streptophyta; Magnoliopsida; Santalales; Ximeniaceae
Product: RING-H2 finger protein ATL33-like
Exons: 1
Coding region: 1-543 (180 amino acids)
Biological process (GO): protein ubiquitination
Source: RefSeq, a predicted model, not a curated record
AUGCAGAAGUACACUCCUCCUCCCGCCGCCCUCAAUCUCAGGGCUCCGCCGCCCUCCGCCGCUCACUCCCACACCUUCGAGGCCUCCCUCUUCUGCUACAUCAUCGCUCCCAUCGCCUUCUUCAGCAUACCCGCUUUAAUUUACGCCUUCUUCAUCACCCAAAGGUGCCCCCUCAACCCCAACCGCCGGAGUACUACUGCAUCCGCCCGGCCCUGGGGCGCUGCCGCCGCCGCCGGGGGCGAAGUCCUCGACGACAUGGAGCUCAAGUCGCCUAUUAAAUAUCAGGACGAGACCCACGUCGGAGAAUACGGCGACGAGUGCCCGGUCUGCCUCUCGCCUUACGCCGACGGCGAACGCAUCCGGCGGCUCAGCUCCUGCAAGCACUCCUUCCACGCUUCUUGCAUUGACAAGUGGCUCUACUCUCACUCCAACUGUCCCGUUUGCCGGGUUCCUGUCGCCGUCAAAUGCCGCGGUUCGGCUGUGCCGGUGGCCGGAGAUAAUCACAUGCCUACAGGUUGGCCGGAUGCGAGUAGCUUGGUAUGA